Molecule: messenger RNA, 1696 nt
Organism: Engraulis encrasicolus (European anchovy)
Lineage: Eukaryota; Metazoa; Chordata; Actinopteri; Clupeiformes; Engraulidae
Gene: vgll4l
Product: vestigial like 4 like
Exons: 5
Coding region: 189-1181 (330 amino acids)
Biological process (GO): negative regulation of DNA-templated transcription
Molecular function (GO): transcription coactivator binding
Source: RefSeq, a predicted model, not a curated record
GCACUAACACACACACACACACACACACAGGCGCAGACAGACGCACACAUAGACACGCUGAGCUAUAGUCCAAAGGUCCAGACACACUCGAGGAACCACACACACACACAUACUUGAGGAGCCAGACACACACACACACACACUCGUGGAUCUUGACACACACUCUCUCUGUCUCGGAGUGCGGAGCGAUGGCGGUGACCAAUUUCCAAUACAUCACCCGCAUGAACAGUGGCUUCAAGGUCUACAUCCUGGAGGGUCAGCCGCACCUUCGGAGUGAGGACAGGUUCCGACAUGUGACCAGCGAUCGGAUGCGCAUGAUUCCAGCUCGGCCAAUCAAACGCAAGCACAGCUCGGAACGCGGCCUGACUCUGGAGGAGAGGAGGGAGCGCGUCCUGAGUAAGCAUGCGGCGGCCGUGCGGAGGUCCUCAGUCAACAGCGUUCCGGAAAGCCCCUCCCCUUCCUCCUCGUCCACUUCCUCCUUUAGUCCCGCCUCCAGCCCGCUUCGGCCAAUCACAGGCUGCCCCAUCUUUAGCCCCUCCCACAGUCCGCUGCAGCUGCCUGCAUGCUCCGCCCCUAUGCUGGAUGAGCCGCUCGCCCUCAUCAAGAAGCCGAGACGAGACUCCGCCUCCGACCGCGAUGAUGUCACACCCGCCUCACUCACGGCCCGGGACCGGCCCAGACUCACCGCCAGCGCCCCCUCCAGCCAGAUACAGAUGCGGCCCUCUGUGAUCACCUGCGUUUCCUCGGCAACCAGACCUCGUCAUGACAACCAGACCCUGCAGCACUGCAGUCAGACCACAGUGGUGUCAGGCCAGAGUGUGGAGGAGCAUUUCCAGCGCAGUCUAGGCCCCAACUACCACAAGGCUGCCUCUCCCAACCGACCAAUCAACACUAAGCCCGCCUCUCCCAACCGACCAAUCAGCAUGAAGCAUGCAUCUCCCAAUCAACCAAUCAACGCGAAGCACGCUCCACUGCCCAUCGGCGUCUCCGUUGACGACCACUUCGCCAAGGCCCUCGGAGAAAAGUGGCGGCAGCUGAAAAGAUCAUCUUCCUCCUCCUCAUCUUCCUCCUCAUCCUCAUCCUCCUCUUCCGCCACACACACACACUCCAACCCCACACACACACACAAGAGCCCCUCACACACACACGCCCGCACCCCCACUCUCUGGAUCAUCAAAUGAGAAGGGAUCCUCGAUCUGUGCUUCUGGCCUCGCAUUUCACGGACUCCAAUAAAGUUUCCCCGCUGUCUACUGUCAGCCUAGCCACAACAACUUUUGGGGGACUAUUCUUCAUUCACCAUCCCGUUCGAAAAUGAGAAAAUGCCUUUUAGAAUUUAGCUUUUAUCGCAAGAUAUUGAAAUACAAUUCCGCCACAAGUAGGCAAGUGAGCAUGGUAGGACGGAGUCUGCAUAUUAGAGAGAACCCCUUUCCUCAUCUGAACAAAACAAAGGGACCAUUGGAACCCCCUGCCUAAUGUGUACAAACCAAAGGGACUAUUGGAAUCUUGCAAGGGCUGAUGGGACUGUGGAGGACUAUCAACACACUGAUUUGAGAAUUGACGGUCUGCAUAUGCACACACUCACACACACACACACACACUGUCUCAUCUCAUACAUCGUCAUGGGAACCAAAUACUUUUUUAGGAUCUAUUUCAAAGAAUGCUUAUUGAUUUGUUCAUUGAGGAUCUGCAUAUUCAC